UCCAGACGCUGAGGCAGCCGGCGUGGAGGGCUCCCGGACGCGCGCGGCGCAGCGUGGGUCCAGCCGGAGGAGCGCAGCAGCCGGCGGGCGUGCAGUCGGCGGCGGCAGGUAGCCUAGGGCGACCCAGGAGCUGAGGCCCGCGCAGGAAAGAAAGGACCUAACCCCUGGACCUCCCUCCACAACGAUGUCGGAGCUCAGCGACGAAGCCAGUGAGCCAGAACUCCUGACCCGCAGCUUGUCUAUGUGGCAUGGGCCAGGUGCCCAGGUCAGCUGGGAGCAGCUGGCCAUCCCCUUGGAUCUCCAUACAGCUGCUUCCAUCGGCCAGUAUGAAGUGGUGAAGGAAUGUGUGCAGCGGAGAGAGUUAGAUUUGAAUAAGAAGAAUGGUGGUGGCUGGACCCCGCUGAUGUAUGCCUCCUACAUUGGACACGAUACCAUCGUGCACCUGCUGCUCGAGGCGGGGGUGAGUGUGAAUGUGCCGACCCCGGAAGGGCAGACUCCACUGAUGCUUGCUUCCAGCUGUGGCAACGAGAGCAUCGCCUACUUUCUCCUCCAGCAAGGCGCUGAGCUAGAAAUGAAGGACAUUCAAGGCUGGACUGCCCUCUUCCACUGCACCAGCGCAGGACAUCAGCAGAUGGUCAAGUUCCUUUUGGACAGUGGAGCAAAUGCCAACGUGAGGGAGCCAAUAUAUGGAUUCACCCCUUUGAUGGAAGCAGCUGCUGCUGGCCAUGAAAUAAUUGUGCAGUAUUUUCUGAAUCAUGGAGUCAAAGUGGACACGAGAGACCACAGUGGAGCCACAGCCCGAAUGCUGGCCAAGCAGUAUGGACACAUGAAGAUAGUGGGGAUGAUCGAUGCUCACUCGCUUUCUCUGCCCAAGAGCCUCUAUCGGAGCCCAGAAAAAUAUGAAGAUCUGAGCUCUUCAGAUGAAUCCUGCCCUGCUCCUCAGAGACAGAGGCCCUGUCGGAAGAAGGGCCUCAGCAUCCAUGAGGGGCCUCGGGCCUUGGCGAGGAUCACAGCCAUUGGACUUGGAGGCAAGAUCCAGCCGUCUUGCUAUGAGCAGGUGCCUCCACGGGGCUAUGUCACCUUCAACAGUAGUGAUGAGAACCCCCUGGAAGGAAGGGGCUUCUGCUACCGGGAUGUGACUUCCCCCAUCAACGACCGGGACGUGGAGAGCAGCAGCAGCAGCAGCCGGGAAGAGCAGGCCUUCUGUGCCCACCUUGGGGCUGUGCGGAGCAGCAGCAGCAGCGAGGGCCUGGCGAGAGCCCCGGGAGUCAGCAGCGAGGCCUCUUUGGAGAGCAAUGAGGAUUCAGAUAAUGCACGUAAAAGCUCAGCUCGCAAGCAAACUAAAAGUUACAUGAAGACCAAGAAUCGCUACAGCAACAGUGACAACCAAUGGCCUCCUAGCACUGGGACUUCCGGGGUGGCCUGUUCCCCAGGAUCUACCCCCCAGACCGAGAGGUUCCCCUAUUCAGGACCCCAGGACCUUGCCACACUGUUGGAGCAGAUAGGGUGUCUGAAGUACCUGCAGCUGUUUGAGGAACAGGAUGUGGACCUUCGAAUCUUCCUGACCCUCACUGAGAGCGACCUGAAAGAAAUCGGCAUCACGUUGUUUGGACCCAAGAGGAAGAUGACUUCUGCCAUUGCCCGCUGGCACAGUAGUGCCCGCCCACCCAGUGACGCCCUGGAGCUGGCCUAUGCCGACAGGUUGGAAGCUGAGAUGCAGGAGCUCGCCAUCCAGCUGCACAAACGCUGUGAGGAGGUGGAGGCCAUGCGGGGCCAGGUAUCCCAGGAGCAGGAGCUGCGGGCUGUGGUGGAGAGCUGCCUCCUGGAGCAGGACAGCACCCGCAAGGACAUCCUUGCCCAGCUGCAGGAGACCUGGGCCCUGGCCCAGGAUGCUGCUCUCAUCCUGGACCAGCUACACUGUUCCUCCCUACAAUGUAGACCAGGCAGAAGUAGGGCCAUGAAAAUCUGCAUACCCUACGCAAGCUCUCUGCCUUCACUAGGAGCCUGUCAGGCUGAGCUGUCAGCCCGAGUGAAGCAAGACGAGUCCCCUCUGGGGGCCACCCUAGGCCCAGCCCUCCCUACAGCUGACUCCAAAGGCUGGCAGGCCUCCCUGCAGGCCCUGAGCCUCCCCCAGCUGUCGGGAGCAUUGGAGGACCGAGUCCAUGAGAUGGGGCGAGUGCUGUGCUCGGUGACCCAGGGCCUGGAGAAGCUGCAAACGCUGAAUGGGAAAGAGAACUGGCGGGAGCCUUAGUCUGAGGGAUGUCCUCCCUUUUCCUUCUCAGAAUCUGACGUUGGGUGACUGAUCCACCCUGAAGCUGUGUGCCCGGAAGACAGGAGGGCAGUGAGUGGGCAGUUGCAGCAGCCCAGGUCCCAGCUGGGGCCAGAGGAUCGGCCCUCGGGAGCAGCUGGCAGAGAGACAGGACCAGGCUGUGGCUGGUGCCAGGCAGCAAGGCCCCCACAGAAGCAGGACGAGGGCCUUGCCCUGAACCUGGUGGUAAGGCCCAGAGCAGACAGGACCUUGGGGAGAGAGCGUGUCCCCAUACACCACAGGUGCCACACUCAGAUUUGCCCUGAUGGGUGAGGACGGGCAUCUGGGCAGCAUAUGUCAUUUGCUGGAAAAUAAAAUGUAAGAUCAGCUGGU
Messenger RNA from Myotis lucifugus (little brown bat), 2641 nucleotides. It is a transcript of the gene ANKS3, whose product is annotated as ankyrin repeat and sterile alpha motif domain containing 3. Gene Ontology annotation, cellular component: cilium. Bases 185 to 2251 code for a protein of 688 amino acids. Gene Ontology annotation, molecular function: protein binding. The record is from RefSeq and is a predicted model, not a curated record. Lineage: Eukaryota; Metazoa; Chordata; Mammalia; Chiroptera; Vespertilionidae. The transcript is spliced from 18 exons.